AUGGCUGAUGACCAUGCUGCCAAGUCCAUCUCGUGCUACGGCGCCGGCAUCAACCACACUCCGAACCUGGACCGUAUCGCCAACGAGGGUAUGCUCUUCAACCACUGCUAUGUCACAAACAGCAUCUGCACGCCGUCGCGUGCCGCCAUCCUCACGGGCACACACAACCACGUCAAUGGCGUCAUGACACUCGACUCCAAGAUCAACAAGCGCCUGCCCAACGUUGCCAAGCAGCUGCGGGCCAGCCCCGCCCGUUACCAGACAGCCAUGGUGGGUAAGUGGCACCUCGGUGAGGGCGAAGCCCACGAGCCGACGGGUUUUGACUACUGGAGCGUCGUUCCGGGACAGGGCGAGUACUGGGACCCCCAAUUCAUCGAGCCGUCCGGCAUGACGAGGACCCCCGGGUACGCAACCGACAUCAUCACAGACAAGUGCAUCGACUGGAUCGGCAAGCGGGACAGGUCGCGGCCCUUUUUCCUGAUGUGCCACCACAAGGCCCCCCACAGGUCGUGGGAGUGCGACUACAAGCACAAGGACCUGUACAGGGACCCGAUCCGGCUCCCCGACACCUUCACCGACGACUACAAGAACCGCGCCAACGCGGCCAAGGUUGCCAAGAUGCGCGUGGCCGAUGACAUGACGUACGGCGACCUGGGCAUCGUGCAGCCCGAGGGCCCCGGGGGCAAGAUCGGCCCCAAGAUGAUUGACACGUGGCGGUCCAACGAUCGCAAGGUGCCCAACCCCGACGAUGUGACGGGGCUCAGGUUCAUCUGCAAGGACACGGGCGAGGCCUUCACCUUCGAGACGAAGCAGGAGCUGGCCGAGUGGAAGUUUCAGCGGUACAUGCAGCGGUACCUGCGGACGAUCCAGAGCAUCGACGACAACGUCGGCCGCAUGCUCGACCGGCUCGACGUCGAGGGCCUGGCGGACAGCACCGUGGUCGCGUACACGUCCGACCAGGGGUUCUUCCUCGGCGAGCACGGCUGGUUCGACAAGCGCUUCAUGUACGAGGAGAGCUUCCAGAUGCCGUUUGUGAUCCGGUACCCGAAGCUGAUCCGGCCCAAGUCGGUGUGCGACGACAUCAUCUGCAACGUCGACUUCGCACCCACAUUCCUGGAACUCGCAGGCGUGCGUGUGCCGACCUACAUGCAAGGCGUCUCCUUCCGGCCCCUGCUCGGGGGCGAGACGCCGGCUGACUGGCAGCAGGUCGCCUACCACCGGUACUGGAUGCACCGCGACGUCAUCCACGAGGCCUACGCGCACUACGGCGUCCGUGACCAGCGCUACAAGCUCAUCUACUGGUACGCGGAGGACCUGGGCCUGGAGGGUGCCCGGCCCGGCGGCGAGGAGAAGGAGUGGGAGCUGUUUGACUGCCAGGAGGACCCGCUCGAGCUCUUCAACUGCUACGCCGAUCCCAAGUACGCAGACGUGGUCGAGACGAUGACCAAGAUGCUCGAGGACAAGAUGGCUGAGAUCGGUGACGAGCCCAUCCACAACAGGCUCGACGAACUGGCCAAGGCUGGGCGCGGUGUACCUGUCGAGACCGGGGGCAGAAACUACUAG
Molecule: messenger RNA, 1563 nt
Organism: Geosmithia morbida
Lineage: Eukaryota; Fungi; Ascomycota; Sordariomycetes; Hypocreales; Bionectriaceae
Product: Arylsulfatase A or related enzyme
Exons: 1
Coding region: 1-1563 (520 amino acids)
Source: RefSeq, a predicted model, not a curated record